AUGGUUCCCCGAUUUCCUCGUUUUUCAUUCAAAGUUCUAUUGGUCUUACUGUUUGCUCUUUCUGUAUUCAUUCUAUUCUAUUCAGUUGUACGGGAUGCAUCCCCGGAAGUAAUAAAGCAUGUAAGACUGAAUGGAAAACAGUUUACACAUACAUUCAUUCACUCAGCAUAUUACUAUCCAUCAUCGAAAUCACUUGGAAAAAAUGCAGUUGCUCUUGUUACCACCAUGAACAAAAGGACGGUUGGAAAGAUCACUGACUACAAAAUCAAGUUGGUUGGAACUAAUAGGACAGCUAAAUUCGAAAAUCAAGCAUGGGUUUCAACGUAUAACUUUGAAAACAUAGAGCACCGACUGUUUGAGAGAUGUGAUUAUCUUCUUAUCACAGCGCAAUCUAAUAUGCUGGACAAUAUGGAAAAGCUGGAGAUUGAGGCGGAAGGUGUACUUGUAGAGGUUCCAAUCAAAAAACCGGUGAUCAAUGCUCCGAAGCCAGUCAUUUUUUGUGUAUCUCCACAAUUUGCGGCAGAGCAGUGGCAAACAUUCUUGGUUCAGCUUCAUGUUUCCAAAAAAUAUGGGGCACAUCUUCAUCUCUACAUUGUUUCAAUGGUUGAAUCCUAUUUCAAUUUGAUCCGAGAGUACCAAAAAAUGGGAUUAGUUUCUAUAGAACCAUGGCUCACUAUCAAAUUCCCAGUAACCGAUGGUCCUUAUCUGGAACCAAAUCGUAAUGUUGAGCUCCGAAAUCAAGCUGCAGCUCACACCGAUUGUCUUUUAAUGUACAAAGAAGCAGCUAGUUUUGUUGGAAUACUGGAUAUGGAUGAUAUUCUGAUUCCAACAAAUGCCAACUCUUAUUAUGAAGAAUUCGAAAGAGAAUAUUCAGGAGACUGGUUGAUCAGUGCACUUCACUACGACAAAUACGAUUACAAAACUAUCAAAGUGGGCGAUCUUGGUUCUCAAUCACUAUCUGCCAUCGUCAAAAACGCAGAGCGUCUUCCAACGAAGGACACUGGAAAGUCAUUCCUCCGACCGGAGAGAUUCAAUUCAACUUGGAGUCAUUGGUCAAGGGCAGCUGAGAAAGUGCCAAUUUAUUUUGAUGAAAACGGAGAAAGAUUGAAAGAACCAGUAUUCCGAAAAUUGAAAACUAUCAGUAACAAUGGAAUGUUCCAUUUGAAAAAUAUGUACUUGAAGUCGUUGGAUGAAUUGAAAGGAGGGGAAAUUCCGUUGAAUCCAACUGGUCAGCUGGCUAAAAUGAUAAGUGAUAAUCAUUUGAAUGAAAUCGAUGAAGACAUGAAAAAAAUGCUUUCCCUUCCACGUAUUGCUCAGCUUGCUGAUACAUUGCCUCAAGAAGAAUUCUACAUGCCGAUUAUUUUCAACUGUUAUAAUCAGUCAUUCUAUCACCUUCGAGACACUAAUCAAAUGAGACCUAACAUCCUUUGUGUCAAUGCUUACAGUUGUGAUCUACCACAAAGAGAAGAUAUGCCAUGCGUUCAUUCCGAUGCCACGUACCACUCUGGACCUUCUAUGUGGCCAAUUACUUAUCAUUUCGCAACGAAUGCGUUUUUCUCAAGAGAUAUUGGGUGCUACCAGUAA
Molecule: messenger RNA, 1584 nt
Organism: Caenorhabditis briggsae
Lineage: Eukaryota; Metazoa; Nematoda; Chromadorea; Rhabditida; Rhabditidae
Exons: 6
Coding region: 1-1584 (527 amino acids)
Source: RefSeq, a predicted model, not a curated record